Helianthus annuus (common sunflower) is the source of this 1773-nucleotide messenger RNA. Its product is annotated as putative aldehyde oxidase Art an 7. The transcript has 3 exons. The record is from RefSeq and is a predicted model, not a curated record. NCBI's taxonomy places the organism in Eukaryota, Viridiplantae, Streptophyta, Magnoliopsida, Asterales, Asteraceae. The coding region runs from base 1 to 1773 and encodes 590 amino acids.
AUGGCUUCACUAUUAAAAACCUGCAUGCUCCUCCUUCAACUUUUGGCAUUUUCGGUGUUUACCAGCCGGGACCAUUGCGGUUGUGUUGCCGCUGUGAGUGUUGGUUGUGGUAAUUCUGUCCAUAACAAGCUUCUUGAUGGAGGAGAUGAUUAUUCAAAGCCACAGGUUGAGACUGAUUACAAGGGUGCAUGGGUCAUUGAUAACUUAGAUGUUGGCGUGUGUGCCAUGCAUCUACAGUUGAUGCCUAACGAUCAGGUUAUAUGGUAUGAUGCCACAUCACUUGGUCCAUCAGCCCGAAAAUUGGAACCUGAGGGAAACUGUCCGAUUAAUCCAUACGACAACCAGCCAGAUUGCUGGGCUCACGCUCUCGCUUAUGACUGGAAAACCUCACAAAGUAGAACGGUUGAGGUGUGGGGUGAAACAUGGUGUUCGUCAGGAAACUUGUGGCCUAACGGUAACAUGAUUUCAACGGGUGGUACCUACAAUGGUGUUAAAGCGGUUAGAAUGAUGCCUUUGGAUGACCCAAAACCAGACUUCAUCGAAGUAAGAGAUGCUCUUGGCGACGUCCGAUGGUAUUCAUCCAACCUGGUGUUACAAGAUGGGAGUGCGAUAGUUGUCGGAGGUCGAAAUGCUUUCAGCUACGAGAUUGUGCCACCAUCGCUUGAGUUCAAGCCGAAUAAAAUCGACCUACCUUUCCUUAACGAUACAUGCACACCCUCAAAGGGAGAGGGACCAGACAAAUACAUUGAGAACAACCUCUACCCAUUCCUUUUCCUCCUUACAGACGGAAACGUGUUCAUUUUCGCUAAUGAUCGAGCCGUCACAUUAAACCCAACAUCAGGACAAAUCAUUCAACAACACCCUGUGUGCCCAGGAGGAUCUAGAAACUACCCUCCUUCUGGCAGUUCUGCGAUCCUCCCAUUAAAGAUGUCCACAGAUAACACCCAAGCCCUUAAUGUAGAGGUUGUCAUUUGUGGCGGUAACAGCCCCGAUGCAUUUGAACUGGUCGAUGCAAAGCGUGUAAAGGUACAACAGUUCUUGCCCGCGCUAAAAGAUUGUCAUAGAAUACAUCCCAUGGAAAAAGGUGCACAAUGGGAGGAUGAACAAGACAUGCCAUCUCCAAGAACCAUGGGGUAUCUUCUACACCUGCCAACAGGAGAUCUUAUUAUGCUUAAUGGUGCCCAAAAGGGUACUUCUGGUUGGGAGAAUGCUAAAGAUCCCAACUUAACACCUCUACUAUAUCAACCAUUUAAGCCCAUUGGUCAAAGGUUUACAGAAAUGAAUCCAACCAACAUAUCGAGAAUGUAUCAUUCCUCAUCCGCAUUGUUACCCGACACAAAGGUUUUGGUUGCGGGUAGCAACCCACAUCAGUUCUACACAUUCAACGUCGAGUUUCCAACAGAACUACGAGUCGAAAAGUUCUCCCCUCAUUACUUAGACCCUAAGCUCGACAAACAAAGACCCAUAAUCGAUGAACAAGGUACGGAUAAGGUGUUGAAGUAUGGAAAACCAUUCAAGAUUGCAGCUAGUAUCCAGUCGCAAGAAUUUUUGGAGUUGGGUGAGAUUAAGGUAACUAUGUUGUACCCACCUUUCACCACUCAUGGUUUCUCACAAAACCAAAGGAUGAUUGUUCCUACGUUGACAGAGGUUGUUGAUAACGUGAUCACCGCCUUGGCGCCACCCUCUGGAAACUUUGCUCCUCCGGGGUACUAUAUUCUGUUUGUGAAUUAUCUUGGAGUUCCUGGAACCGGUGUUUGGGUCCACAUUGACUAG